This is a messenger RNA of Chinchilla lanigera (long-tailed chinchilla), 624 nucleotides long. RefSeq names its product antileukoproteinase. Gene Ontology annotation, biological process: innate immune response; antibacterial humoral response. The transcript is spliced from 4 exons. Gene Ontology annotation, molecular function: peptidase inhibitor activity. Gene Ontology annotation, cellular component: extracellular region. The coding region runs from base 31 to 423 and encodes 130 amino acids. Lineage: Eukaryota; Metazoa; Chordata; Mammalia; Rodentia; Chinchillidae. The record is from RefSeq and is a predicted model, not a curated record.
CAUCAGUCAUCAGAGCCACCUGCCUUCACCAUGAAGUCCAAGAGCCUCUUCUUCGUUGUGGUGUUUCUUGCCCUGGGAAUUCUGGAAGCACUGACUGUGGAAGGUUCUGGAAAAAGUCAGAAAGCUGGAGCCUGCCCUCGUAGAAAACAAGCCAUGUGUCUUAGAUAUGAGGAGCCUGAAUGCAACAGUGACUGGCAGUGUCCGGGGAAAAAAAGAUGUUGCCCUAAUUUUUGUGGCAUCAGCUGCCUGGAUCCUAUCAACAUUUCAAAAUCAGCAAGGAAGAAGCGUGGGAAGUGCCCAGUAGUCAAAGCUGAAUGUCUGAUGCUUAAUCCCCCCAAUUUCUGUGAGAAGGAUAGCCAGUGUGAGGGUAACCUCAAGUGCUGCAAGGGCAUGUGUGGGAAAACCUGCGUUCUCCCUCAGUAAGCUUGAUUCCCGACACCUGGGCAAGACUCUGGAUUUAUGCUGUGUGUGGCCUGGGAAUUCCCUUCCUGUUCCCAGGUUUGGAGCCUAUGACAAGGAUUUGGUUCCACCACCACCACCUCCUUUCAACAAACUCUUGGCACAUAGGCUUUUGGGAAAUAAGGUUGACCUGUGAAUAAAGAAAUGAGCUCAUCUCUUUAUGUA